AUUAUCGUCUAGAGCUGAAACAGAUGGUCAAUUAAUCAAUUAGCUGAUUGACAGAAAAUAAAUCAGCAAUGACUUUGAUAAUCAGUGAAUCAUUACUUUGUUUUAAAUCAUUGGAAACUGAAUGUAUUUGGGUUUUGGAGCGCUGGUUGGAGAGAGGACUUUGACAUUUUCUGACUUUUUAUAAAACAAACAAACAGAGUUAUUAGUGAAAAUAAGUGGCAGAAUAAUCAAUGAUGAAAAUAAUUGUUCAUUAUUCUAAAGCUCAAAUCUUUAAGUGUUUUGCCUUGUCCAAGUAAAGAUUUUCAAUUGACAGAGAUGAUGAGGGAAAAAUGACUUUUCAUCUCUUUAUACAUUAACUGGUUGUCAAACGAUUCAUAUUCUAUCGAUGAACUAAUCAGUUAAUUCCUCGUUUCAGCUCUGUGAGGCACAGAACUGCAAAUUAAACUGGACAUAGUCAACAUCUGAAACUACACUGGACUUUAAGGUGGAGACAGUUUGAACCAACUUGGGGUCAUAAAAUCCAACAAAUAGUUUAUUGACUUUCAGCAGAUUCUCUCGGGUUAAGAUGAUUAAACGAGCAGAAAAAGCGAGAAAACACUUUUUCAUCACGUCCAUGUAACUAGCAAACAGAAAAACCCCUUCACAUAUUACAAACCAAAAAACUCCCUUUUUUCCACUCUGGCAGAUCUGUUAGCUGAGAUCAAUGGGCAGCAUGCUCCUGCAUUGAUCAUCUCACAGCCAUAACCGGCUGCUGCUGAGCCGACGGGACAGAGGAGGUGGUCUGUCAUGAGAUCUCGGCUGAGGGAGCGAGGGAGGAAACCAGGUAACACUGACGCUCUCUGACCGACAAAAUAAAUUACAGACAAUUAUUGAGACUCUCACGUGUUUUUAAUGUGACGAGAAAUUCACUGGAGUUGAAAAGAAUCUGGGUUUAAAGCUCUUCCUUUUCAAAAGGCAGCAUAUUUCCAGCUGUCAAUUCAAUUUACUGAUUUUGCUCUCUGCCGUCCUCAAUAAUGGAGGUGAAUGAUAGCAGCCGGCCACAAGGAAACACCAUUCAAUUGCAUUUUGCUCUGAAAAACCAGUGGAUAUUACUGCAAACAAAGGAGUGUUUUCUCUCCCUGUCACACUUCACAAACAUGUCGCAGGUAAAAUGUAGGAAAUAAAGAGUCAUAAUGAAAAUAAUCCAUGCAUUAUAUUAAUGUAACAUUCCUUUUUUUCAUCACUGACUGUAACACUCUCCCUCUGGCAGCCUGCUGUGUUGUAGCUGUCUGCCAGAUUAGAUGACAAAGGCUGUUAUUAGCAAAUAAUCAUCUGGCAGAGAUGAUACAGGAAAAUAAUGUCAAAACACAACUUUAGUGAAAAACACAGAAAAGGCCUGAGAUUCAUUCAGAUGUUCUUAACAAUCUAAUGAUUUGAUGCUCUUAAAGAGGAGGAGGAUGACUUGCAAGAAAAUGACAAGUCAACCAGCUUCACAUACACAGAGACAGAAAUAAGCAGAAUCCACUGCAGAGGAAUUAGUGCGUGGUAUUUUGAGAGUGAACACCAUCAAAACCCUCCAACACAAUGGCUGCAUGUUAAACCUUUUUGUUUUAGCUGGGCCAUUUAAUGAGCCUCUAUUCUUCUCCUGGGCUGCAGAAAUAACAAGAAGUGAGGCCAGAGCCACUCAGGAAGAACGGCUCAGAGAAAUGUACAGUUUGGUAGAAAAUGACCAGUUUGCUCAAACUGCUGCAGGUUGUUCCAGCUGAGUUUGUCUGCAGUAUUUUCCCUUGGAGCAGGUCUGCUGUAAUUAGUCUGCCUGGUAUCUUUUCCUGCUCUGGUCUAAUUACAGAAGCAUAUGAGAUGAGCUCAGCCUCCUUCUCUGCAUCCUGAGUCUCACAGGGAGCUGGACCAGAGCCAGACCUAUAACAUGACCCCGCCGCACCUUGGUUUCUCCGGAGGUCUCGCUGUCUCUAUCUCGUGGUUCGAUCCAGUACUGCAGCAGGUAGCUUCACUCUUUCAUGUUCCAACUCAAGUGAUUUCUAAUCUGAGAGACUGUGAGGAAAAUAAAAUAACCAACAACUCCCAGAGAUCCUGCGUUUCAGCCGGACCUGUCUCACUGCUCAGGGGAGAGACAUCAGUCAUCAGAUGUGCAGAAUGGAGACUGGCGUGGCGCAAACCGUCUGCUCGUCUGGACAGAAAUAGGUGAUGAUAGUUACUGUCCCCGGUCUGUGGAGAGGGUCCGGUCAGAUCCACUUUCACCGUGAGUCAGUGCGCAGCAGGGACGCGUGCAGCACAGAGGCUGUCAGUCCUCUCCAUCCCUCCCAUUGGCUGCAGCAGGAUGCUCCGUGUCUCUCCUGUUUCCUUGAUCCUCACAUGCAGCUGAAGCCGACGCAGGUUCGCAAUGGAGCGGGAGAGGGAGCCUUCACCUGUAGAUAUUUGACAUUAACCGGUGUUUCCCCACCGCCAAAAAACCACCAGGCGCUCCUGAAGUAAACACUCGGCUCCUCGGAUAUCGCGUCGCUGCACAGCCGCUGGAAAUAACUUCAUUAUUCCGGGUUUUUCUUUCUUUCGUUCUUUUGCGGGCGGCUGUCGCCCCGUGCUCCGGUAUAACGGGAUACUGCAGGCUGUAUGGAGGGAUGUCGGCAUGGCUUGCACCAGGAGAACCAAAACUUUGGUGUCCACAUGCGUGAUCCUGAGCGGCAUGACCAACAUUGUUUGCCUGCUCUAUGUCGGAUGGGUCACUAAUUACAUCGCCAACAUUUACAUCAAAGUGCCGAUGCCUUUAGCGGAGAGAAAGUUAGAGGGAGACAAGAGAGGCGACACUCUCCGGAUCAUGGAGAGGCUCGACCGGCUGGAGAAUGUGGUCAACCAGCACAUUCAAGAGACUCCAGGGAGGGGAGAGGAUGGUCAGACGGACACGUCAUUCUCUGAUUCGUCGCUGUUCACUCACUGGGGCCAGGAGCUCAGCCCGGACAACCGGCGGGUGGCGCUGAAGAUGUUCCAGUACUACGGCUAUAACGGCUACCUCAGUGAUCGUCUCUCUUUAGACAGGCCAAUACCAGACCUGAGGCCUGAUGGGUGCAGAAACAUCACUUAUCCUUUAAACCUUCCUCAAGUGAGCAUCGUGUUCAUUUUUGUGAACGAAGCCUUGUCCGUCAUCCUGCGGUCCAUUCACUCUGCCAUCAACAGGACGCCGUCCCACCUCCUCAAGGAGAUAAUCCUGGUCGACGACAACAGCAAUAACAAUGAGCUGAAGGAGAAGCUGCAGGAUUUCGUGUCUGAGACCAACAGCCAGCGUCCAGGAUUCAUUAAGAUGGUGCGGCACGCCAAGCAGGAGGGUUUGAUCCGGUCCAGAGUGAGCGGGUGGAGGGCUGCCACCGCUCCAGUCGUUGCCCUGUUUGAUGCCCACGUCGAGUUCAACGUCGGCUGGGCUGAACCCAUCCUGCAGAGAAUCCAAGAAGACAGAACUCGGAUAAUCUCUCCGUCAUUUGACAACAUCAAGUACGACACGUUUGAGAUCGAGGAGUAUCCGCUGUCUGCCCAGGGCUUCGACUGGGAGCUGUGGUGUCGCUACCUCAACCCGCCCAAGUCCUGGUGGCACAAGGGCAACAAGAGCGCUCCGAUCCAGAGCCCGGCCCUGAUUGGCUGCUUCGUGGUGGACAGGCUGUACUUUGAGGAGAUCGGUCUGCUGGACGAGGGGAUGGAGGUGUACGGGGGAGAGAACGUGGAGCUGGGCAUCAGGGUGUGGCAGUGUGGCGGCAGCGUCGAGGUCCUGCCUUGCGCUCGCAUCGCGCACAUCGAGCGCGCUCAUAAACCCUACACCGAGGACCUGACGUCCCACGUGCGGCGAAACGCCCUCAGAGUCGCAGAGGUUUGGAUGGACGAGUUUAAAAGCCACGUCUACAUGGCCUGGAAUAUUCCCCUGGAGGACUCAGGGAUUGAUAUCGGUGAUAUCUCUGAGAGGAAGGCUCUGAGGAAGAGGCUGCAGUGUAAAACUUUCCGAUGGUACCUGGUCAACAUCUACCCCGAGAUGAGGAUGUACAGCGACACCAUCGCAUAUGGAGUGCUGAAAAACUCUCUGAAGAACGACCUGUGUCUGGACCAGGGGCCCGACAACGACAACGUCCCCAUCCUGUAUCUCUGUCACGGGAUGACACCUCAGAACGUGUACUACACCAGUGCUCAGCAGCUGCACAUCGGGCUCCUCAGUCCCACCGUUGAUGACGACGACAACAAGUGCCUGGUGGAUGUGAACAGCAGACCUCGGCUCAUCGAAUGCAGCUACGCUGCAGCCAAACGCAUGAAGCUCCACUGGCUCUUCACUCAGGGAGGAUCCAUUCAGAACAGGAAAUCAAAGAGAUGCCUAGAGCUUGUAGCGAGCAGUGACAAUGAGUUCGGCUACCAACUGGCUCUGCAGAAAUGCACCGGGCAGAAGUGGUUCAUCACAAACGUGCUGUUUAGCAGCUCGUUAUGAUGGACGGCUGAAAGAAGACCUGAGCGAACACCGGACUGGACCGAGCUGUUUUCUUUUGUGUGCACGCGUGUCUGCGUGUGUGAAAGGGUAAGAAGAUGGCACUUCAUUCUGAUGAGCGGUCGACAUCACUUCAUAAAUGUUAAACAUUUUAUUUUGCCUACAGGAUCAGCCAUAGUUGGCGGAUAUUUUGCAGAUUUGACAAGGUAGUUCUUUAGUAUAUUUUGUGGUAAAUACAGUUCAGUCAGAUUUUCGUUGACUUUAAAGAUGUUAUGGGUCCAAUAUGGUUUUGUACUUUAUUCAUAUUUGCUACCGUGUAGCAAGCUUUCUGAACCUGUCCCUGCUGUAAGUAUUUUAUUUUAGUGUCUCAGGUUUGUAGGUUUAUUAUGCGACUCAGCUGUAAAGUUGUGGGAAAAUGUUGGAAUAAAUCUGAAAACAAUGCGUAAUUUUCUAAAUGUAAAUAUUUCAAAUAUUUGUAAUAUAUAACAGUAAAAUACCUGAUGUAAA
Lates calcarifer (barramundi perch) is the source of this 4957-nucleotide messenger RNA. It is a transcript of the gene galnt18b, whose product is annotated as UDP-N-acetyl-alpha-D-galactosamine:polypeptide N-acetylgalactosaminyltransferase 18b. Gene Ontology annotation, cellular component: Golgi apparatus. The record is from RefSeq and is a predicted model, not a curated record. Lineage: Eukaryota; Metazoa; Chordata; Actinopteri; Centropomidae.